GUCUAGCUGCAAUUUUCGAAUCCUAGUAGCCGAUGGAUCGCCCCAAGGAAGAGGUUGUCAGAUACUCGGGUCUGGCAGGGGGCGCAACGGGCUGCGCAACGCGCACGCUGUGUCAACCGUUCGAUGUGAUCAAAAUACGUCUGCAACUGCAGGUGGAGCCGAUCCAUUCGCGAUCGUCCACAUCCAAGUAUCGUACGAUACCCCAAACCAUCCGGACCGUGUACCAAGAGGAGGGAAUUCUCGCUUUUUGGAAGGGCCACAAUGCGUCGCAGGUCCUAUCGAUGACUCAAGGAGUGGCGCAGUUCACGUUCUACGAGCGGUUCAACAGGGUUCUCCGGAAAAUGACGGUUUUUGAAGGACGCGAUCGUGCAAGGAACUUCGUGUGCGGUGCUUUUAGUGGAUCGUUUUCCACAUUCACGAUUAUGCCGUUGGAUGUGAUCAAGACGCGACUGGUAUCGCAAGAUCCAAACGGAGGCUACAGGAACGCAUUUCACGCGGUGGCCAGCAUCUACCGGUAUGAGGGUUGGCGCGGUCUCUAUCGGGGCGUCGGACCAGCCAUCAUGCAAACGGCUCCACUCACAGGCGGCCAAUUCAUGUUCUACAACCUGUUCGGAGACGUGAUCAAACGGAUCGAAGAAGUACCCCAAGAAGUAUUGCUCGGUUCAACGGAACUGAUGGUUUGCGGUGCUCUGUCCGGAUUGUGCACCAAGUUGAUCGUUUACCCGCUGGAUUUGAUCAAGCGAAGGUUGCAAAUUCAAGGCUUUUCGAAGGGAAGGAAAACGUACGGGAAGCAUUUCGUGUGCAAGCACUUGCUCCAGUGUAUGUAUAGGGUCGUCCGCAAGGAGGGAUUCCUAGGGCUCUACAAGGGUUUGAGUUCUUCGCUGCUGAAGGCCUCCAUUACGUCAGCCAUAUUUUUUACCUUUUACGAUAAGCUGCUGAAUACGUUGAAUAAACACUUCUGA
Aedes albopictus (Asian tiger mosquito) is the source of this 962-nucleotide messenger RNA. Its product is annotated as mitochondrial thiamine pyrophosphate carrier-like. Gene Ontology annotation, biological process: thiamine pyrophosphate transmembrane transport. The coding region runs from base 33 to 962 and encodes 309 amino acids. Lineage: Eukaryota; Metazoa; Arthropoda; Insecta; Diptera; Culicidae. Gene Ontology annotation, molecular function: thiamine transmembrane transporter activity. The transcript has a single exon. Gene Ontology annotation, cellular component: mitochondrial inner membrane. The record is from RefSeq and is a predicted model, not a curated record.